Apodemus sylvaticus (European woodmouse) is the source of this 2435-nucleotide messenger RNA. RefSeq names its product MAPK associated protein 1 (gene Mapkap1). The transcript is spliced from 12 exons. Gene Ontology annotation, cellular component: TORC2 complex; plasma membrane; cytoplasm. Lineage: Eukaryota; Metazoa; Chordata; Mammalia; Rodentia; Muridae. Bases 487 to 2055 code for a protein of 522 amino acids. Gene Ontology annotation, molecular function: phosphatidylinositol-4,5-bisphosphate binding. The record is from RefSeq and is a predicted model, not a curated record. Gene Ontology annotation, biological process: TORC2 signaling.
GUACGGUUCCGGGUCGUGGCGCGGCUCUGGGUAACAGGGCUGCUGUUGCCGGUCGGCGGCGGCGGGGAGCGGCGGGGUCAUGAGGGUGAGCCCGGGGCGCCAGGGCCGAACCGGCCGGUAGGAUUGCCAGUCCCCGAGGACUUCGUGGACGGACGCUGGGUUCGGUGCAGGGACCGGGAGGCUGAGGGAGUCGGGACCUCCCUCAGGGACGUGUCCUGGGUGAGGCGGCCUGUAGUGUGGAAGCAGCUUCAGGUAAAGGGUGCCCCAGCCGUCGCCCCCUCGCCCGCGGGACCCUCCGACCCCUCAGCACCCCGCUGCCCUCGCUGCUCAGCGGUGCCGGUUGGGGCUUUGCGUGGUGGCCUGGGAGCAUCCGUUUCCUGGCCCUUCCUGAGCCUGACAGCUGGGUGUGUGACUUAGGUAGGUGAGCCUGUGAAACAGUAUGAAGAGGAGAAAAUAGCCUUUUAAAGAGACUGGCCCACAGAAAGGAUGGCCUUCUUGGACAAUCCAACUAUCAUUCUAGCUCAUAUUCGACAGUCACACGUGACCAGUGAUGACACGGGAAUGUGUGAGAUGGUUCUCAUUGAUCAUGACGUUGACCUAGAGAAGACUCAUCCUCCGUCAGUGCCUGGAGACAGUGGGUCAGAAGUUCAGGGAAGCAGUGGUGAGACGCAGGGCUACAUAUACGCCCAGUCUGUUGAUAUUACCUCGAGCUGGGACUUUGGUAUUAGAAGACGCUCAAACACAGCUCAAAGAUUAGAACGACUCCGCAAAGAGAGACAAAACCAGAUCAAAUGCAAAAAUAUUCAGUGGAAAGAAAGAAAUUCUAAACAAUCAGCCCAGGAGUUAAAGUCACUGUUUGAAAAAAAAUCCCUCAAAGAGAAGCCUCCAAGAUCAGGCAAGCAGUCCAUAUUGUCUGUACGCCUGGAGCAGUGCCCUCUGCAGCUGAAUAACCCCUUUAAUGAGUACUCCAAGUUUGAUGGCAAGGGUCAUGUGGGUACAACUGCAACAAAGAAGAUCGACGUCUACCUCCCCCUGCACUCCAGCCAGGACAGACUGCUGCCAAUGACUGUGGUGACCAUGGCCAGCGCCAGGGUGCAGGACCUCAUCGGGCUCAUCUGUUGGCAGUACACGAGUGAAGGACGGGAGCCAAAGCUCAAUGACAACGUCAGUGCCUACUGCCUGCAUAUUGCUGAGGAUGAUGGGGAGGUCGACACAGAUUUCCCGCCACUGGAUUCCAAUGAGCCUAUUCAUAAGUUUGGCUUCAGUACUUUGGCCCUGGUUGAAAAGUACUCCUCUCCUGGUCUGACUUCCAAGGAGUCGCUCUUUGUUCGAAUAAAUGCUGCUCAUGGAUUCUCCCUCAUCCAGGUGGACAACACGAAGGUCACCAUGAAGGAGAUCUUGCUCAAGGCAGUGAGAAGAAGAAAAGGAUCCCAGAAAAUUUCAGGCCCUCAGUACCGUCUGGAGAAGCAGAGUGAGCCUAACAUCGCCGUGGACCUGGAGAGCACGCUGGAGAGCCAGAACGCCUGGGAGUUCUGCCUGGUUCGCGAGAACAGUUCAAGGGCAGACGGAGUUUUUGAGGAGGAUUCACAAAUUGACAUCGCUACAGUACAGGACAUGCUUAGCAGCCACCAUUACAAGUCAUUCAAAGUCAGCAUGAUCCACAGACUGCGGUUCACAACUGAUGUGCAGCUAGGUAUCUCUGGAGACAAAGUAGAAAUAGACCCUGUUACGAAUCAGAAAGCCAGCACUAAGUUUUGGAUUAAGCAGAAGCCCAUCUCAAUCGACUGUGACCUGCUCUGUGCCUGUGACCUUGCCGAGGAGAAGAGCCCCAGUCACGCGGUAUUUAAGCUCACGUAUCUAAGCAGUCAUGACUAUAAGCACCUCUACUUCGAGUCCGACGCAGCCACAGUCAGUGAAAUCGUGCUUAAGGUUAACUACAUCCUGGAGUCACGAGCAAGCACCGCCCGCGCUGACUAUUUUGCUCAAAAACAAAGAAAACUGAACAGGCGUACAAGCUUCAGCUUCCAGAAGGAGAAGAAAUCAGGGCAGCAGUGACACUGCCUCCCGUGACACUGCCUCCGGUGUGCCACGGCCCAGACUGCCUGCCAGGCCAGGUGGCCCAGGGUCCCUGGCACCCUGUAGUGCCUGUAGAGACCUGCAGCACAGGCUUCUGGGCUCUCGUGGAAGGUUUAGGGUGGGGCGCCAUUGGACUGAAACUUGGCAGUGGUUCUAAGUAGCAAUGCCCAGGAGGCCGACCACCUCCUGGAGAGGCCGGGUGCUGCUCAGCCGUGGGCACUGCCCGGCAGUCCCGCCACAGGUGUACACAGCCAUGCCAGACAGCUCCUUGCACCUUGAUCAAAUUUCUUAAAGCAAACAAAGAACAAAAGUGUACAUUUCUCUCUUGUUUUCCUUUUAAUAAACAGGUGUACUCUUUA